AGCUAAGUUAACACAAACGGCGCUUUGAUGGUGCUUUAAAGUUAAUUAAUAAUAACGAUAUCCAGACGGUACAUAGCAGCCAGACAAUGUCUAUAAAUCCGAACACACCUCUUCCAUCAACCCCUAAUACGGAUGACUACACUGAAAUCAACUUGGAAGAAGUCCGGCCAAAUCAAAAUGCUAUUGAGACUGAAGCUAGCGAUAUCAACAUGGAUGUUUAUGCAACUUUGGGAGAGAGCAAACCAGAAGAAAUUUAUAAUCCUGCCUACGAAAAGCUAACAAUACAACAAAAUGAUCAUGAGAAAUCAUUUUUCAAGUGGAAAAUCAUCAUAGUAUGUGUAGUUAUUGUCCUGAUGGCUCUAUGUGUUGUCAUUGGACUUGUAGUUGGUGGCGUUUUUCAAGGUGAAACGGAAGAACACAUUGCUACCAUUGAAAAGGAGCUAUCUGACUUGACAGAAAAUAUCAAUUUAUGGAAAGCCGACAUCAAGGAAACCCUAAAAGUGUUAGACAUAGACGAGUGCUCAAGUAAUCCAUGUCAAAAUGGCGGAAGCUGUGUGGACAGAUUUGAUGGUUACCAUUGUACAUGUGCCCCUGGAUAUUGGGGUGCAAAUUGUGAUAUUGGUGGAACAAAGGAAGACAUUACUUCUAUAAGCAUGGAAGUUUCCAUCCUCUCAGCAAUUAUCAGAGAGCAAUCUAAUGUGACAGAAAACAUAAUGAUAUGGAAAGCUGGCGUCAUGGACACCCUCAAAAAAUUAGGUGAAACGAAAGAAGACAUUGCUAACUUCAGAAAGGAAGUUUCUACCCUCGGUACAGAGUUAUCUAGCUUGAAAGAAAACAUCACUUUAUGGAAAGCUGACAUCAUAGACACUCUCAAAAUAUUAGGAUCAAAUGACCAGAAUGGACCUGAAGAAUCAACAGGAGCUACGGGUUCAAAAGGUCCAACUGGAUCGACAGGAUCAACCGGAUCAACUGUUCCCAAUGGUCCUACAGGAGCAACUGGACCUUCUGGUCCUACAGGACCAACUGGAGCGACUGGACAAACUGGUCUUACAGGACAACCUGGAGCAACUGGACCAUCUGGUUAUAAAGGACAAACUGGAGCAACUGGACCUACUGGUUCUCCUGGAAGUACCGGUGCUACUGGACCUAUUGGUCCUACCGGUCUUACU
Owenia fusiformis is the source of this 1169-nucleotide messenger RNA. The record is from the annotation of a GenBank genome assembly. Lineage: Eukaryota; Metazoa; Annelida; Polychaeta; Sabellida; Oweniidae.